Molecule: messenger RNA, 987 nt
Organism: Scomber scombrus (Atlantic mackerel)
Lineage: Eukaryota; Metazoa; Chordata; Actinopteri; Scombriformes; Scombridae
Gene: stmnd1
Product: stathmin domain containing 1
Exons: 5
Coding region: 1-987 (328 amino acids)
Biological process (GO): microtubule depolymerization; regulation of microtubule polymerization or depolymerization; neuron projection development
Cellular component (GO): neuron projection; cytoplasm
Molecular function (GO): tubulin binding
Source: RefSeq, a predicted model, not a curated record
AUGGGAUGUGGCAGCUCCACAGACACCGUGGUCCAACCUCUGAGAGCCGACGAGGAUGAGACCGGGAGUAAACACGGCGGCCGUGGAGACUCGGCCGUGUCAAAGGGCACUGCAGACAGCGGGGUGGUGAUGGAGAACAGAGAGAUACUCGAGUUACCUGGAGCUGUGCCCAGAAAAGCCCUUUUACCGACAUUCGCCAGAGAAAAUGAGGCGGACGCCGACCCGAGCUCGCUGCAGCAGGAGCGUCAAAAGUCCAGUGAGAUCCUGAAGGAGCUGCUGAACCAGGGCAUCAUUCCAGAGUGCCAGACCAGUGAGAGAAGCAGCGGGACUGGAGAGGCCUACAACAUCAUGCUGGAUAACAGGGAAGGGACCAGGCGAAGGCCUCCUGCCAGACUGGAGUCUCUAAAAGCCAAGAAAGAACAACGUCUCCCCAGCAGAGAAGAGAUUGAGGAGAAGAUAAAGCUCGCUGAAGAGAGACGCAAGUUAAGGGAAGAUGAGCUCAAGGCACGUUUGAGGACCAAGUCGGCCCGUGUUCGUGGAGCUAUCCCCACCUCCAAGACUGAGGAGGAUGAGGACACAACCGUCACUCCCGUGGAGCCUCUACAGUCACCUCUUACACCUGACCUGAGUCCAGUUCCUCUGCUCUACAGCCAGAUCAUACGUGAGGCGGCCGAGGGAGGAGAUUGUGUGAGAGAAUCAGGAGGUGACGGCAGGGAAAACAGAGAAGGAGUGACCGCAGCAGACGAGAGAGGAGGGAUGGAUGGAGGAGGAGAGAGCGGAGAUAACAACGGGGGAUGGAGGGAAAGUGCAGAGAGGAUAGGUGAGGAUAGUGAUGGGGCAAAGAAGGAGGAGGUGGAGGAGGAGGAGGAGGAGGAGGAGUUGACCCAGGUGGAGGAGUUCACGGCGGGUCAGCUCCUCUCAGUCUCAGGGGAGCUGGAGAACGACGACAGUUUUCUACGUGCAGAAGACAAAGAAGAGGUAUUUUAA